This is a messenger RNA of Enterobius vermicularis (human pinworm), 234 nucleotides long. The record is from the annotation of a GenBank genome assembly. NCBI's taxonomy places the organism in Eukaryota, Metazoa, Nematoda, Chromadorea, Rhabditida, Oxyuridae.
AUGCAGUUGUGGCCGUCGUACAGCUCAGUUGCAAUUGUUGCCGUAACAGUUUCUGCGCUUUUACCAGUGCUGUUCGCAGCACAUUACUCACAGUUUUCAAUGAGGAAACUGGACUACGAUCCGUGUUAUCAGAAUGGGCGUCCGAUACACUGUAUUCCAGAUUUUAUUAAUGCUGCAUUUGGUAAACCAGUAGUAGCGUCUAGUACCUGCGGUCAAUUUGGGCCAACAAGGUAG